AUGUCAGAUCCAAUGGACCCAUUAUCUGAAGUAAAAGACCCAUCUGUUGAUGAAUCAAAGCUUACUGAGCAGGAGCUCAAACUUUACAGAAUGUACGGAAAGAUUCCGAAACGUUCAGAGAUUUUAAAGUCCAAAUUCAAGGACAGGAAGUUUUUUGACUCUGGCGACUACGCCAUGUCCAAAGCUGGAGUAAAGCAAGGGGUGGAAGUGAACUCAUCACUGAAUCCACUCAAGUUGUCUGGUAUUGAAGAAAUCAGCAGGGUGAACAGGAAUUCUAUCUGUAACGUCAAUAACCCACUUGUUAACGGCAAGUCUCAUUUGGAACGAGAGUCUACGAAUGAUCAGUAG
This is a messenger RNA of Komagataella phaffii GS115, 348 nucleotides long. RefSeq lists its product as hypothetical. Lineage: Eukaryota; Fungi; Ascomycota; Pichiomycetes; Pichiales; Pichiaceae. The record is from RefSeq and is a predicted model, not a curated record. Gene Ontology annotation, cellular component: cytoplasm. Bases 1 to 348 code for a protein of 115 amino acids. The transcript has a single exon. Gene Ontology annotation, molecular function: protein phosphatase inhibitor activity.